Penicillium canescens is the source of this 381-nucleotide messenger RNA. RefSeq lists its product as uncharacterized. The transcript has a single exon. The coding region runs from base 1 to 381 and encodes 126 amino acids. Lineage: Eukaryota; Fungi; Ascomycota; Eurotiomycetes; Eurotiales; Aspergillaceae. The record is from RefSeq and is a predicted model, not a curated record.
AUGGAAUUACAGGGAUUGAAUCCUAACACAGACAUCGCCGUGAAGAUCGGUGAAGAUCAGGAGGAACCAUCUCUUUUUUACCAGCUUACCUCCAAGCUUUCUACCGAUUUUGUCUUUGUAGCAUCACAAGACAAGGUGCUACGCACACGAGGAACAAUUUCCAAACGAUUUGUCUGCACUACAGCCAAUCCUGGUGCCUUGCCCCUACCGUUUGGCAAACAGAAAGGCUUGCGAAACCUCCUGGGGUAUGUGGUAGUCGAUCGAUCACAGAGGCUCCGCACCGGCGGAAACCUGGAACAUGGCCUACGAGUCCGGGCGUUGGCUCCACAAAUGCAGGCCUGGAACUGGAACAGAAGUCUAGAGGCGCCGUGCAUACUCUAG